This is a messenger RNA of Hylaeus volcanicus, 1237 nucleotides long. RefSeq names its product sepiapterin reductase-like (gene Sptr). Gene Ontology annotation, molecular function: sepiapterin reductase (NADP+) activity. The transcript has 3 exons. The coding region runs from base 1 to 792 and encodes 263 amino acids. Gene Ontology annotation, biological process: tetrahydrobiopterin biosynthetic process. Lineage: Eukaryota; Metazoa; Arthropoda; Insecta; Hymenoptera; Colletidae. The record is from RefSeq and is a predicted model, not a curated record.
AUGUCGAUCAAAGCAUUAUCUGGAAAAGUAUUUCUGCUAAUAACUGGUGCAAGUCGUGGAAUCGGAAGACAAAUUGCAACAUCCUUUGGUUCUGUCCUACAGGAAGGUUCUCAUAUUCUCUUACUGGCAACAAAUUUAAAUGCUUUGAAAGAAUCUGCUACUUAUAUUCCUCCUAGUAUAUCUGUUGACACUGUGAGUGUUGAUCUGGGCAAAGCAACAAAAGAUGAAUUACAUAGUAUCAUAAUGCAAUCUAUAAAAAAUAAGAGGCAAAAAGAGUUUGAUCGAGUGGUCAUAGUACAUAAUGCUGGUACAACAGGAAAUGUUACUGAAUCUACAAAUGAUAUGACUGACAUAAAUGCUUGGCGCAAUUAUUUUGAUAUAAAUGUUUUUAGUCCAGCUAUAUUAAAUGGAGUUGUUAUGAAAAUAUUUAAUGAGGAAACAAAUACUGAAAAAAAAAUUAUAAAUAUUACUUCAUUGUUUGGUAUACAGGCAGGAAAAGGAGUAGGUUAUUAUUGUACUGGAAAAGCAGCACGGGAAAUGUUUUUUAAGGUGUUCGCUUUGGAAAAUCCACAAGUCGAUGUAUUGAAUUACUCGCCAGGACCAGUUCAAACUGACAUGUUCCAGCAUAUUUGUGAUGAAGUGGGUAACCAAGAAACUAAGAUACAAUUCAACGAUAUGGUUAAAAAAGCAUCUGUCUUGACAUGUGAACAAACAGUUAACCGACUUUUAAGCGUUCUUAAAAACCGUAAAUAUAAAUCAGGCGAUCAUGUUGACUAUUUUGAUGAAAUAUAAAUUAUAUACAAUAUAUUGAUUCAAAUCAGCGUUUUUCAAAUCAAGAUCCGCAAACAAAAAAAGAAAAAACAUACGUGCAAUAAGAAAACUGCUUCCUAUAUUUUAUUCUUAUUAAACUAGAGCACAAAAAAUUGGUGCUUCUUUUUGAUCUUUUUGUUGAGAUGCAAGUUUAAUAACUUUUUCAUAUUUACUUUUUAACUAAAACUAUUCACAUUGAAUCACAAUUUGAAACAUAAAUAUCAGUAUAAUACAUUCUUUUAAAAAACAGUUCGAGAUCAUGUCUGCUAAGAAUUUCCCUUCAUUGAUGGAUCAUUGAGAAGGUACAGUUUGAAAAACACUGAUUAAAAUUAUUCACAUUCCAAUUGUCGUAACUUAUAAACACAGUAUAUGUAAAUGUGUACUUAAAAAACUACUUCAGGUGAUUGAUUAAAGUUACAAUAUUUUA